CUUUUCUUUCUUUCUUUCUUUCUUUCUUUCUUUCUUUCUUUCUUUCUUUCUUUCUUUCUUUCUUUCUUUCUUUCUUUCUUUCUUUCUUUCCUUUUCUCUUUUCUUUUCUUUCUUUCUUAUUACAAAUUAUCUUCCUAAAGUAGGAAAGUUUGAGCAGACAAAAAGCAUCAAUCUGAAGUUUAAAAAAAUGCAUCAACCUGGAGAGUCAUUUUUCAAAUGGCAUUGCUUAUCUUGGGACAACAAAAGCAUCCUUCACAAAUAAAGCCAGAGAGUGGUUUUAAUUUACCAUUUACCAAUAUAUUUGUAUAUUCUUUUCAAGAGAAGGGGUGAGAAAGACAUAGUCCUGGUUUUCCUCAGUGCGGGCUUAGGUACAAAGAAAUGUCACUUACCCAGAGUCCAUAUACUGAAGUGAAAAUGGAAUUUCAUGAAGCAAAUAUAGGUAUAGGAUGGUACAUCUGGACAAAUUUUAUAAAAGACUAACUCCAAUUACCUCAUUUCACAGAUAACAGCUCUGAGCACUAGGGAGAGAGGGAGGGAUUGGCCUCGCAUUUGCUUUGUGCCUUGAGCAGUCCCAUCUAGUAUGGAAGUACUCACUACUCAGCUAUACUCACUGCCCGAGGCAGGAUGGUGGGAAAGACACCCCACCUUAGCCUCCUCAUUAACCAAAAAGCCCCCAGGAUGCUGAGUGAAAAACUCUGGAAUGAUUUGGGAAUUCCUGGAAGAAGCUAUGCCCUCUCUCCUGCAUCCCAAAGCCCACUCUACACCAUCUUGAAAAAUGUCAAGGAACUGUAUGGAUUAGUUUGACUCUGGAUGACCCCGGGUAGAGACACAUUCAGUUUGCUGCUGACACCUCACCAACAAAGUGAUUUGGUCAGGUGACCCUAGGAGAAAUUGGUACUGAUAGUGUCCAAGGCAGAUUUGUAAGUAUGACUUAAUACAUAAUGAUUCUUGGGAAAGCCAUUUAAAUUCCUUAGACUUUAAGUGGAUAAAUGUAGCUAAAGUAGUAUAGUACUUGGCACAUAAUAAUUGCUCAUUCAAAUUCAAAUGUUAGUUUUUGUUUUUUUUAAAUUAGAGUCCUGUGAAUAUAUGAACCCACCCACACACACACAAACACAAGCAAACACACAGCCAUGCCCCCAUGCAUAAGUUUGGCUGUAGACACCUUCAUGGGAACUAGUUCAUUGACUUCCGAAUUAAAGAGUUAAGCAUUUGAUUUGGUCUGUUCGACAUUAGGGGUAUCAGUCAGCAAAACUUGUUGAGCUUACCAUUGAAAAAUCUUUUCAUUCAUGACUGUGGUCAUAAUACACAGUUCCCUGGCCAGGAAAGAGUACACAUCACAGAGCUGUGCUCACUGCAUAUGUGCCUGAGCUCGCCCUCACUUUCCGCCUUCUUCGAGAAGUCUUCCCUGAUUGGUCCAACCAGAAGUGCUAAUUCUCCCCACCUGAUUUCCUGUAAUUUAAUAAUCUGUGUCCUUCACUUUACUUUUGUAUUUACUGUGUUGUAUUGUUUAUUUCCUUUUGGUCUUUUUGUGUGCAUAUGUAUAUGUUUUGGGGAACGGGGUUAUUCACUUUUGUUACUCAGUAUGUUACUCACUUUUGUAUGCCCAUAGUGCAGAUCGUGGUGUCUUGUACAUAGAAUAUGUUCGGUAAAUAUGUGCAAUAAAAAGUCCUUUGAUUACACAAUGGCUUGAUAUUGGCUUUUCCACUUCCCAAAUGAGCCAGUUCUUCUUAACUACUGACCUAAAUAGAACUGACCCAUUUCCAUAAACAGCACCUCCUUGACCUUCAUUGCUAUAAAACCCAUAACAAAACUGCCUCCUCACUUACCUCUCCUUACUGUUCACAUUUCCCCUGGAAAUAUCUAAAUGAGGGUUUGCUUUAGAUCUCUGCGGGGAAGAAACCUGUGAGUAGACAACAGUAGAAUUGGAGUGUGUGGGACUGUUUGGUGGUAAGCAGAACAAUGCAAACCAACUCCCCUGUCUAAAGUCAAAUUGUGUGCGUUCCCCACAGUGCCUUCUGUGUCUGAGUUACCACAGCCAUGUAGUGGCUCAGUAAGAACUCCUUGUCCCGGUGAUUGCAAAAAUAAAACAGAAAUCUCUCUGUUGCUAGGUUAGGAAUUAGAUCACAACUUAUGCAUCAGUUUGUCAGCCAAUUUCCUCCAAGUUCAACAUCAGAACAGGCAAAAAAGCAAAAAAAGUAUCAGCCUUUAAAAAUCAUCAAGAGUAUUGGUAUAACCUUGCAUUUUAUCACCCUCGUUCCAAUUACCCCAGUGCAGCAGAUGCAAGCAGAGUCUCAUGCGAUCAUCUGAGAUAAGGAUGGAGAACUGAAAGACAAACAGAUGACUCACUUUAAUGGAUUUGCUUCAGACAGGAGAAACCUGUAAUUUCUCUUAGGCGUGCUUCAUGGACCCAUAGUGGAGUGAAUCACAGACUUGCACAAGCCUUGAAACUGUGGGCAACUUUACAGUUCUCAGAUCGGCUUCUCACAACAGGCAGUGAGUUCUCACUGGGCCCCUUGGACCUUCCAUUUCAAAAAUGGAGAAGACAGAUCACAGCCGCUGACCAGGGACUGUGGGAGGUGCCACGUGAUGGUGGGGCACCAUGCUGGGGAGCUGAGCGCUGGCCUUCCUGCCGGGUGAUUCUCCACCUCAGGGCUGCUAGAUCUGCUUCCUGGAUGCCGUAAAGAUCCUCAUGUAUGAAAAUGAAGUCCCAGGCAACCAUGAUUUGCUGCUUAAUGUUCUUUCUGUCCACAGAAUGUUCCCACUAUAGAUCCAAGAUUCACCUAAAAGCUGGAGAUAAACUUCAAAGCCCUGAAGGGAAACCCAAGACUGGAAGGAUCCAAGAGAAAUGCCAUGGACCUUGUAUCUCUUCUUCCAACUGCAGCCGGCCCUGUGCUAAGGACUUUCGUGGAGAAAUAGGAUUUACAUGUAAUCAAAAAAAGUGGCAAAAAUCAACCGAAACAUGUACAAGUCUUUCUGUGGAAAAACUCUUUAAGGACUCAACUGGUGCAUCUCGCCUUUCUGUAGCAGCAGCAUCUAUACCCCUGCACAUUCUAGACUUUCGAGCUCCUGAGACCAUUGAGAAUGUAGCUCAAGGAAUCCGUAAGAACUGCCCCCUUGAUUAUGCCUGCAUCAUUGAUGUUGUGAAAUCAUCAGAAACGACAUCUGGAAAUAUUGCAUUUAUAGUGGAGUUAUUAAAAAAUAUUUCUACAGACUUGUCUGAUGAUGUUACUCGAGAGAAAAUGAAGAGCUACGGUGAAGUGGCCAACCACAUCCUGGACACGGCAGCCAUUUCAAAUUGGGCUUUCAUUCCCAACAAAAACGCCAGCUCGGAUUUGUUGCAGUCAGUGAAUUUGUUUGCCAGGCACCUCCACAUCCACAAUAAAUCUGAGAACAUUGUGAAUGAACUCUUCAUUCAGACAAAAGGGUUUCACAUCAACCAUAAUACCUCAGAGAAGAGCCUCAAUUUCUCCAUGAGCACAAACAAUACCACAGAAGAUAUCUUAGGAAUGGUACAGAUUCCCAGGCAAGAGCUAAGGAAGCUGUGGCCAAAUGCAUCCCGAGCCAUUAGCAUAGCUUUCCCAACCUUGGGAGCUAUCCUGAGAGAAGCCCACCUGCAAAAUGUGAGUCUUCCCAGACCGGUAAAUGGUCUGGUCCUAUCAGUGGUUUUACCAGAAAAGUUGCAAGAAAUCGUACUCACCUUCGAAAAGAUCAAUAAAAGCCGCAAUGCCAGAGCCCAGUGUGUUGGCUGGCACUCCAAGAAAAGGAGAUGGGAUGAGAAAGUAUGCCAAAUGAUAUUGGAUAUCAAGAAUGAAGUGAAAUGUCGCUGUAACUACACCAGUACAGUGAUGUCUUUUUCCAUUCUAAUGUCCCCCAAAUCAAUGACUGACAAAGUUCUGGACUACAUCACCUGCAUUGGGCUCAGCGUCUCAAUCCUAAGCUUGGUUCUUUGCCUGAUCAUUGAAGCCACGGUGUGGUCCCGGGUGGUUGUGACGGAGAUAUCAUACAUGCGUCACGUGUGCAUCGUGAAUAUAGCAGUGUCCCUUCUGACUGCCAAUGUGUGGUUUAUCAUAGGCUCUAACUUUAACAUUAAGGCCCAGGACUACAACGUGUGUGUUGCAGUGACAUUUUUCAGCCACUUUUUCUACCUCUCUCUGUUUUUCUGGAUGCUCUUCAAAGCACUGCUUAUCAUUUAUGGAAUAUUGGUCAUUUUCCGUAGGAUGAUGAAGUCCCGAAUGAUGGUCAUUGGCUUUGCCAUUGGCUAUGGGUGCCCAUUGAUCAUUGCUGUCACCACAGUUGCUAUCACAGAGCCAAAGAACGGCUACAUGAGACCCGAGGCCUGUUGGCUUAACUGGGACAAUACCAAAGCCCUUUUAGCAUUUGCCAUCCCGGCGUUGGUCAUUGUGGCUGUGAAUCUCAUUGUGGUUUUGGUUGUUGCCAUCAACACUCAGAGGCCCUCUAUUGGCAGUUCCAAGUCUCAGGAUGUGGCCAUAAUUAUGAGGAUCAGCAAAAACGUUGCCAUCCUCACCCCACUGCUGGGACUGACCUGGGGUUUUGGAAUAGCCACUCUCAUAGAAGGCACUUCCUUGACAUUCCAUAUAAUUUUUGCCUUGCUCAAUGCUUUCCAGGGUUUUUUCAUCCUGCUGUUUGGAACCAUUAUGGAUCACAAGAUAAGAGAUGCUUUGAGGAUGAGGAUGUCUUCAUUGAAGGGGAAAUCAAGGGCAGCUGAGAAUGCAUCAUUAAGCCCAACCAAUGGAUCUAAAUUAAUGAAUCUUCAAGGAUGAAAUGCUGCCCCAUUUUUGAUGGACGUCCUGAGACCAAGAGGGGAGAUUGGGAGAAAGAGGACAUGGAAAGCAGGCUGGAGUGAGAAGGAAUGGUCAUGCUUCCUUGGAAUACUUUCUCUUCUGGUCAGGAGUGACUCCAAAGCUCUUGGUCUGCUGAAGAAAAAAUGAGGAUAUCAUUUGCUGACUGAGCUUUAAGGAGGGUGAUUUAGGGACUCUUUGACCUACCCACGUCCUGCAAGAGGCUGGCUUCUUGGUCAAUCUUGGCUAGAUUAAGGGUCAACCUGCAAGCCAUUUUAUGGUCUCGUUGGCCAGCUGGGGCCUGUGAGGCCCUGCUGGGCUUGGUUGUCUUUCACUCCUGAGGCCUGCUGUGUGGCUCCAUAGCUCAGUCCUCCAUCACUCUGCGUGGAUCUUGGGUACUUUGGACAGUGAGGGUUAGAUCCAAUUUUAGGAGUAGGGUUGGGGGUGUGAGUGGCAGUGUGGGGUAGCAAGAGGAACAAUGAGUCUACUUUGGAGACAGUUAAGUCAUGGUAUGUUUCCUAAAGAUAGGGAACAGAAGAAAAGUAAGAGAACUGUUUAAUAUGCUGAUUUUUUUAGUCUAUUUUAGACCUUGAGUAAACUAAUUUAGCUUCUAGGAUCCAAGUUUCCUUAUUUGUGAAACAGGAAAAAAAAUAUUCUUGUAGGUAUUACUAUUUGUGUGUUUGUGUCUACCUGCAUGUGUUUGUGUCUGUGUGUGUGUGUGUGUGUCUUUUAAAAAUACUAUAUAUAAAGAAGAUUCUGGUUGUUAUUUUAGACGUAAAAAUGAAUAUAUGUACCUUUCACAACUUG
Molecule: messenger RNA, 5606 nt
Organism: Chlorocebus sabaeus (green monkey)
Lineage: Eukaryota; Metazoa; Chordata; Mammalia; Primates; Cercopithecidae
Gene: ADGRF4
Product: adhesion G protein-coupled receptor F4
Biological process (GO): adenylate cyclase-activating G protein-coupled receptor signaling pathway; cell surface receptor signaling pathway
Cellular component (GO): membrane
Molecular function (GO): G protein-coupled receptor activity
Source: RefSeq, a predicted model, not a curated record